Molecule: messenger RNA, 893 nt
Organism: Magallana angulata
Lineage: Eukaryota; Metazoa; Mollusca; Bivalvia; Ostreida; Ostreidae
Product: glutaredoxin-1-like
Exons: 2
Coding region: 76-393 (105 amino acids)
Source: RefSeq, a predicted model, not a curated record
ACUUGCCAAAUUCCGAUUUCGCCAUUAUUGUUGUUAGGGAAGCUUUGCGAGGUGUAUGGACAAAAAUUGAAAAGAAUGGCCGGUGCAAAGUUAUUUGUGGAUAAGAAACUUGCCCAAGGCAACAUUGUUGUGUUUUCUAAGUCAUACUCUCCUGAUUGUAAACUGAUACAAAGGAUCCUCGCUGAAUACAAUCUGAAGAACCUGUUGUAUGUUGACAUCGAAAGUAGACAGGACUGUACGCAGUUAGAAAACUAUUUACAGAUUCUCUGUCAGACGGACGCAAGAUCAGUUCCCCAACUGUUUAUUGGUACAAAAUACAUCGGAGGGGAAAAAGAACUGAUCAGAAUGCACGAAUCUGGACAACUAAAAAAAGUGUUCGAGGAAAACAAGUAGUGAUAUUACAGUGAUAUUACGUGAUGUGACUUUAUUCACUCUCUGAAACUAGACGGCUUCCAUCGAGAUCCAGUGCUUUGUAUCACUCUCUGACAUCUGUGGAAUCUUUUAUUAUAGAUUAGAGGGUAUGCGUCAACGACAUUAUGUAUUUGAAUUUACUAUUUCUUAAACUUGUAAAUUGCAAUCACAUAUGUCUAGUACUUUCUUUCAUUUUUUUUGUCAAAGAGUGAAAAAAACAUGUUGGAAUCAUUAUAAUUUAUGAAGAAUCAAUUUUUGUGUCUCCAUCUAUCCACAAAUUUUCAUACAUGAUGAAUUAUGAAACGGAGAAUUAAUUUAUCAAGAGGAACAUUCACGAAAUACGUUCCUAUGAACGUACGAAAAGUAUACGAUCUUUUCAUAAUUCCACAGAAUGGUCUGAGAUAUUGUUAUUUUUUAAAAAUCUAAUUAACUCUUAUAAGAUUCGUUCACGUUAAAAUAAAAAUGUUCCAAAUGUCAUAUUC